Molecule: messenger RNA, 3387 nt
Organism: Daktulosphaira vitifoliae (grape phylloxera)
Lineage: Eukaryota; Metazoa; Arthropoda; Insecta; Hemiptera; Phylloxeridae
Product: SAM and SH3 domain-containing protein 1-like
Exons: 15
Coding region: 214-3003 (929 amino acids)
Molecular function (GO): protein binding
Source: RefSeq, a predicted model, not a curated record
CAUUUUUGGCUGCAGUGUUAACCGCACAGAAUCUGUGUAAAGUUCCGCGUUUAUAGUUUGCCUCUCCGACGUUAUGAUAUUAAUGUGCGAUUGAUUAUGGCAAUAGUACCGUUAUUUUUUUUGUAUCAGCUUUUGUUGUAAAUGUGUCCUUUGAAGAGUUUCAGGGUCCAUAAACGUUCGUCAAAAUUGUGAUAUAUGCGUUGAACAAGUCCAAUGACCAGUAAGAGUGGUAGUAACAUUGUAGUUGAGUGGCUCAGGUCACUUCAAUUAGGCCAAUACUCUGAUUCAUUUUUGGAUAAUGGUUAUGAUGACUUAGAAAUUUGCAAACAAGUUGGUGAUCCCGACUUGGAUGCUAUUGGUGUGUUCAAUCCUUCUCACCGUAAUAGACUACUGCAAUCUGUACGUACUCUACGCGAGGAAGGUGCAGCUAGUGUUUAUUUCACUUUAGAAGAGUCUGCUGCUAUUCAAGAAGAGUGUAAAUAUGGUACAAACAAAAAAAGUGUUCCCAGUCCAGCACAGUCAUCUAGUAGUAGUAACCAAGAGUUACAACAAGUUCAUUACGAUGAGUAUGAAGAAGGUAAAGCAGAAUUAGUGAGGAUACCAAAACUUCAGUUAAAAUUAUUACUUAAAGAUAAACUAUUACAAGAUGGUAUCAGAUUAAGCUCACAGCCAUAUACAACUCAGAAUGGCGAAAGAGGCUAUUUGGAAGGCUUGGCAUCGCGUUAUGCUGACUUAUACAAUACUCACUACCGCGAUAUUUUGGAGUACCUUGACGAACUACGGGCUACCGAUUGGGCUGAGUUAUCUCCAAGGAUCACUUUACUUGCACCUUCAUCCCCAUCGCGUUCGCCGUCUAAUAUAACUAUCGGCAACAAUCCAUACUCUCAUCACUUGUACGCGCCUGGAAAAUACUCGCCGUCUAGCUGUUUGAGUGAUCGUGAAGAAGACGAGAUAUAUGGACUAACGACGGCCGAACGACGUUUUCCACCAGCUGCUAAUCGACAACCCGUUCACAUGGCUACUACCAUGCGACAACAAUACUGUACACAAAAACCUUGCCUAAGUCCAAGGUCAGCAUACUUCUACGAAUUUCCUCCUGCGGAUCGGCCCGGCAAAAAGAAGAUUACUCUUACGCGGUUUUUGCGGAAUUUCAAAACGCAUAGAAGAGACAAGACGAGAAGCCAGCAAAACGUGUCUUCUUGUACCAGUAGGGCCAACACUCCUGAUUGUUUAGGCAUGACAAUGAUGGAUAACAGAAACCGUUGUAUACCCAUGUCGGCGGCCUCCAGUAACAUUGGACUUAGUCAUCAAGCCGGUGGUUUUGAAGAAACAAUUCACCGUCUGAAAGUCGAAGAAGCCAUGGUAAAGAAGGAACGGUUCGACCGGGAACACGAAGACAUACUUAGGGAAAUCAGACACGGUUUAAUGAGGUAUGGCAACGGUACACACAAAAUGAGAAAUGGUGUCAAUAUUGUAAGUGCAGGAGGUGAUGAAACCUACAUGUAUGACGACGAAAUGUUGCGACAUUGGUACGAUGAACCUCCCUACGAAUCCGACCCCGAAGAGCUCCUCAUGGAACACGCCAAUAAUAGAGUGUAUUAUGGAUACACCAAACACAAACCACCAAAGACUAAAAAUUCUGGAUCAAUUAUCUCUUUGCCAAGUGCUGGUGACAUUUCGUUGUCGGGCUAUGGUCAACGACAGACAGGUCUUUUGUUACCUGCUUCCGGUACCGGACAGCCUACUAUCAUUCCAUUGAAGAGACAAAACAGAGAGAGUGGAGACUAUGCGGCGUCAGAUAUCCAGAGCGUUUGCUCAAGAAUGUCGUCACUAUCUGUUGAAACUAACCGAUCAGAUUAUGAUUCAGAACUUUACCAAAGACUCAGAACAAAUGGGUUAAAUAAAUUAGUGUCGCCUAGUCACAGUUCAGAUUAUGCUGAUCAAGAUGAUUCAAUUCAGUUGGCAUCAGUAAGGCGUCAUAGUAAACGACAACAUCGAUCAAAAAUAUCAAACAAACACUAUAAACAAAAUCAAAGAUCACAUCGCCAUCACAGUUCAGCUGAAAGUUUACCUAGUACUUCCAGUAUACAAGCAUUAAUGGGUGGAGCUUCACAAAGUUCUGAAGAAUCCCCUAGUUCUUGUGACGGAACUCAAAAUGUUCAGGUGCUGGCAUUAGCUAGAGCUAUUACCAAUAGUAGUCCAAAUUCCUAUGACAGAGAUGCCUUAAUAUAUAAUAAAGGAGAUGUUAUACUAGUAACUACUAUGAAUGCCAGUGGGAUUUGGAAAGGUAUGGUUAAAGGCUGUGAUAGAAUAGGUACAUUUAAAUUUGUUAAUGUUCAACCAUUAGUUAAUGAAAGUAAUGGACUGGAAAAAAACAAGCAACAAAAAACUGUUAAACAUAGGCCAAAAUCAUUACUUCAACUGUUACGAACUAUAGGAAUGGAGGAACAAAUGUCUGUAUUUGCAAUGAAUGGCUUUGGUGAUCUUCAAUCAUUUUGUGAAAUUCGAGAAGUUGAUCUUGACUAUAUGGGUAUAAUGGCACCUGAACAAAGGGCUAAAAUAUUAGCGGCUGUACAAGUUAUGCACGAUUAUCAAUCUCCAGAGGAUGAUUCCAGUAGCACCGAGGAAAAUAGAACUGACCCAAGCUGUGAUGGUUCACAAGAAAGUUGCAAUCGAUUGACAUCAAAAAGUUCCAAAACAACGCUCAGUACCAAACAGCACCUCAAUAAUGACAAUGAAGACACAACAUUAUUAUCUUCACCAGAGUACAAUAAAAAAACACAAAAAAGUGUUAAAGAGCGACAGCAGUUUGCAGAGUCAUCAAGCACUAAUGCAACUGCUAAAUUAAAUUCAUGCACAUCCAGUGAAAAGUCAUCAGAUUCUGGAGUCAGCUCAAGUUCAUCUGUGUGUUUCGGAAAUGUCAAUAGAAUAAAAAGAAAUGGUGAACUUGCCAAUGGACAAAAUAGUUUCGGGGGGCAUUUAGUACAAAAUAUCAAGGACUGACAGUUUUUUAGCCGGAUCAGCUGAAUCCAAAGGCUGCGCCCAGAUAUCUUAUAAUUGAAGUGAUUAAAGAAUCUGGGUGACUAAAAUAAUUUAUUAUAUUUGGGCAUUAGCUUAAUAUAAAUUGUUUAACUAAAAAAUCAAAAUAUAAUGUUGCUAUUUUAAUUUAAACAGAAUGAUUAUUUUAUAAAAAUUCUUUAUUCAUAAAAUGAAUAAAAUUUAUAUAAAAAAAUUUGUUUAAAAAACUCUUGUAAUUUUGUAUAACUUUCAAUUUAGACUUGCUUAAAAUAUAAAUGUUUUCAUUUUACUUAUUAGUCAAUCUGUUGUAUACUUUUUCUUAUUUGUUACCAAGUUAUAAAUACAUAUAACUAAUCUUAUUGCAUUUUA